Linepithema humile (Argentine ant) is the source of this 1358-nucleotide messenger RNA. It is a transcript of the gene senju, whose product is annotated as UDP-galactose transporter senju. Gene Ontology annotation, molecular function: UDP-galactose transmembrane transporter activity. Gene Ontology annotation, cellular component: Golgi membrane. The record is from RefSeq and is a predicted model, not a curated record. Gene Ontology annotation, biological process: pyrimidine nucleotide-sugar transmembrane transport. NCBI's taxonomy places the organism in Eukaryota, Metazoa, Arthropoda, Insecta, Hymenoptera, Formicidae.
CUCAGCCUGUUCCGGCCUUGGUAUACAUCACUAUUGAGACUUGCCAGUGCGCAUUGGCGUGCAUACAGCAGCUACUAGAAAUGGAAGACCUGUCAAAAAUGUACUACCAAAACCUUUCAAAUUGGUGAAGUCAGCAAGAAAAAUCGAAAAAUGGGAGGAGUAAAUUGGAGUGAAUUAUUCCCAGGAAGAUGGAGUCCUGUCAUUUUCAUCUCCUACAUAACUCUCUUUAUAAAUCAAGGUAUUCUUGUGACAUGGUCUCAAAGAAGUGGUCACUAUGAAUACAACAUUGUAGCUGUUGUGUUGAUGACAGAAGUCUUAAAAUUGAUUAUAUCUACAGCACUCUAUUGUAAAGACAAUAGUAUUCUAACUCUUCUUCAGGAGAUAAAGAAGAAUAAAAAGGUACUUCUGCUGUAUAUGGUACCUGCAUUUUUAUACUGUCUGUACAACAAUCUAGCCUUUGUCAAUUUGGCUAGAUUUGAUCCUACGACUUACUAUGUCUUGUUACAACUUCGUGUUGUAUUUACUGGAAUUAUUUUUCAAGUCAUUUUUAGCAAAAAGUUGUCUGGGAUACAAUGGGUUUCAUUAGUGAUCUUAACAAUCGGUUGUAUGGUAAAGCAUUUUGAUGUCAAUGUUCUUGGAUCAAAAUUCCAUGUAGAUAUUUUUCUAUUUCUAAUGCUUAUACAGACAAUAUGCUCUUGCUUAGCUGGUGUAUAUAAUGAAUACUUGCUGAAACGGCAAGGUGCAGACAUCGACAUUUUUGUACAGAAUGUAUUUAUGUAUAUUGAUAGCAUUUUCUGUAACAUUGUAGCAAUUGUUUUAUUAAGUACAUUCAAGAAUAGUGUAAAUGAUACGUUUAGUAAUGUUGAAAUCAGUGCGUCUUUACAACCGAAGGUAAUAUUAAUUAUGUUAAAUAAUGCACUUGUUGGUAUAAUAACGAGUUUCUUCUUAAAAACCUUAAAUUCUAUAUUAAAGACUUUUGCUAGUGCUAUGGAAUUGAUUUUUACAGCAACGCUUUGCUGGAUUUUGUUUAAUAUACCUAUUAACAUAAAUACUGUCAUUUCUAUAGCUAUGGUGAGUUUUGCUGUCAUUUUAUAUUCGAGAAAUCCUGUACAAAAUACUCAACCAAAGGAGACAGCAGAAAGUGAAAUGCUUUUAGUGUAGGCAACAUUAUAAAUUUUUAAAUAACAAAAAAGUUAAAAUACAAAAUAAAAUUUUAAAACUAAAUAAUAAUACAUGUUACUAUUAAUAUUAUGUUGUUAUAAAUGUUUUAUAUAUUUAUGUGAUACAAGACAUAACUGAAUUAGGGAUAUAAGAUAUUGUUAAUUUAAAACAAUGAAUGCUUGCAAACAAAACUAUUA